This is a messenger RNA of Cornus florida, 1116 nucleotides long. Its product is annotated as putative disease resistance protein RGA1. The record is from RefSeq and is a predicted model, not a curated record. Lineage: Eukaryota; Viridiplantae; Streptophyta; Magnoliopsida; Cornales; Cornaceae. Bases 1 to 1113 code for a protein of 370 amino acids. The transcript has 2 exons. Gene Ontology annotation, biological process: defense response to fungus. Gene Ontology annotation, molecular function: ADP binding.
AUGGCGGAGACGAUUCUGUACAAGAUGGCAACCGAAAUGUUGAACAAGUUGGGUUCAGCAGCUCUCCAAGAGAUGGGUCUUGCUUGGGGGAUUGCCGAAGAGCUUCACAAACUGAGAGGCACUGUCUCAACCAUCAGAGCUGUCAUUCUUGACGCGGAGCAGCAGCAAGUCACCAACCAUGAGAUUGCAGACUGGCUCGAAAAGCUCGACGAUGUAGUUUGCGACUCUGAUGACUUGCUCGAUGACUUCUCCACUGAAGUUCUGCCUCGCAAAGUGAUGGCUCAUAAUAAGUGGGCCAAGAAGUCAAAUCAGUGCCAUCGAAAAAAACUAGAUGUCAUUGACGAAGAUAGGAAGAAAUUUCACUUAGUUGAACGGUCUGUGUGGACGCAACCUGUGAAUCAUAAUAGUAAUAAGAGGGAAGAGACUCACUCUUUUGUGUGCGCAGAAGAAGUUAUUGGGAGAGAAGAGGAUAAGGCGGCAGUUGUGAGGUUGUUGUUAGACAAUGGCCUCAGCUUUCAAGAAAAUGUUUCGAUCCUUCCAAUAGUUGGAAUUGGAGGACUAGGAAAGACUUCACUUGCACAAUUAGUAUACAAUGAUGAGAAGGUCACUCAACAAUUUACAAUGAAGAUGUGGGUGUGUGUUUCUGAUGUUUUCAAUGUAAAAGUCAUCAUGGGAAAAAUCAUUGAAUCUGCAACCUGUAAGAAACCUGAAAAUCUUCAGAUGGAUGGGAUGCAAGAUCAACUUAGGAAAGAAAUUGGUGGGAAGAAAUAUUUGCUUGUAUUGGACGAUGUAUGGAAUGAAGAUCGUGACGGGUGGCUGAAAUUGAGAAAUCUGUUGAUGGGUGGCGCAAGGGGAAGUAAAAUUUUAAGAACUACCCGCACUACACUGGUUGCAACUAUUACAGGCACAAUGCCACCAUAUCUUUUAGAAGGCUUGUCUGAGAAUGAGUCCUGGUCUUUAUUUAAGAAAAUGGCAUUCAAACAAGGGGAAGAACCGGAGAGUCCACAUCUAGUAGCAAUUGGAAAGGAAAUCGCAGAGAAGUGUGGUGGAGUUCCACUCGCCUUGAGGGCUCUUGGAAGCUUAUUAUUCUCUAAAGAUACAGAGGAAGAGUAGUUG